UGCGGCGCUGUCCUCCGCUCGCGGCGCGUCCGUCGCGUGGCCUGGCAGCCAUGCAUCCCCCGCCCCCGGGCCCGCUGGGCGACUGCCUGCGGGACUGGGAGGAGCUGCAGCAGGACUUCCAGAGCAUCCAGGAGACCCACCGGCUGUAUCGCCUGAAGUUGGAGGAGCUGACCAAACUGCAGAACAAUUGUACCAGCUCCAUCACUCGACAGAAGAAGCGGCUCCAGGAGCUGGCCCUCGUCCUGAAAAAAUGCAAACCCUCCCUCCCAUCGGGGCCAGAGGAGGCUGCACAGGAGCUGGAGAACCAGAUCAAGGAGCGCCAAGGACUCUUCUUCGAUAUGGAGGCCUAUUUGCCCAAGAAGAAUGGGUUGUACCUGAGCCUGGUUCUAGGCAACGUCAACGUGACCCUCCUGAGCAAGCAGGCUAAGUUUGCCUACAAAGACGAGUAUGAGAAGUUCAAGCUCUACCUCACCAUCAUCCUCAUCCUCAUCUCCUUCACCUGCCGCUUCCUCCUCAACUCCAGGGUGACAGACGCUGCCUUCAACUUCCUUCUGGUCUGGUAUUACUGCACCCUGACCAUCCGAGAGAGCAUCCUCAUCAACAAUGGCUCCCGGAUCAAAGGCUGGUGGGUUUUCCAUCAUUACGUGUCCACGUUCCUGUCAGGAGUCAUGUUGACAUGGCCUGACGGCCUCAUGUACCAGAAGUUCCGGAACCAGUUUCUGUCCUUCUCCAUGUACCAGAGUUUUGUGCAGUUCCUCCAGUAUUACUACCAGAGUGGCUGUCUGUACCGCCUGCGGGCCUUGGGCGAGAGGCACACCAUGGACCUCACCGUGGAGGGCUUCCAGUCCUGGAUGUGGCGGGGCCUCACCUUCCUGCUGCCCUUUCUUUUCUUUGGACAUUUCUGGCAGCUUUUUAACGCGCUGACGUUGUUCAGCCUGGCCCGGGACCCUGCGUGCAAGGAGUGGCAGGUGCUCAUGUGUGGCCUCCCCUUCCUCCUCCUCUUCCUUGGCAAUUUCUUCACCACCCUGCGGGUUGUGCACCAGAAGUUCCACAGUCAGCGGCAUGGGAGCAAGAAGGAGUGAGGCUGGGCCUUCCCCUGCCUGCAGGCACGGCUCCUUACAGCACCCCUGGCCUAGAAGGGGCUUCUGUACCCCACGUGUUGAGGGAGUGGGGGAUCCCCUCGUCCUGGUCUCUUCUGCUCUCCCCUGGGUUUUGUGGGCUCUGUGGGCCCCUAAGGCUAUGCUGGGGAAGAAGACCUGGGCCUGGGUCCCAGCCCUGCUGGGGGCCAGCCGCCUCAAUAAAUGGAGAGGCACAAAGGUGGCUUGAGGUGUGUUCUGAGGGUACGGC
Messenger RNA from Diceros bicornis minor, 1347 nucleotides. RefSeq names its product transmembrane protein 120A (gene TMEM120A). The transcript has 12 exons. Gene Ontology annotation, cellular component: membrane. The coding region runs from base 51 to 1082 and encodes 343 amino acids. The record is from RefSeq and is a predicted model, not a curated record. NCBI's taxonomy places the organism in Eukaryota, Metazoa, Chordata, Mammalia, Perissodactyla, Rhinocerotidae. Gene Ontology annotation, biological process: fat cell differentiation.